Megalops cyprinoides (Indo-Pacific tarpon) is the source of this 2400-nucleotide messenger RNA. It is a transcript of the gene pkmyt1, whose product is annotated as protein kinase, membrane associated tyrosine/threonine 1. The record is from RefSeq and is a predicted model, not a curated record. NCBI's taxonomy places the organism in Eukaryota, Metazoa, Chordata, Actinopteri, Elopiformes, Megalopidae. Gene Ontology annotation, molecular function: ATP binding; protein kinase activity. The transcript is spliced from 8 exons. Gene Ontology annotation, biological process: protein phosphorylation. The coding region runs from base 393 to 2195 and encodes 600 amino acids.
GCAACGUUUAGCAUCUCCCAUAUUCAUAUCGAGCUAGCCAGCUACUUCACGCGUUCCACGCAUAUCACAGCUUUGGCUCUGGACCUGCAUUUAAUUGAAGAAAAGUAAACUGGAGUUUCAGUAGCUCUGUGUUAUUCAUAUCCUCAACCAGAUUACUUUGACCAGUUUCUGCAGCUCAGUACUUUGACCCCCUCCUGUUUGUCCCAUGCCCCUUUUUCCUAUUUUCGGUUCUCUUUCUUCCAUAAGCCAUCUCCCCUCCCUGCAUACUCAUCUCCAUCUCCCUGCCCGAGUCUUUUUUUAUUUUUAUUUUAACUUUUCCCUUAAUUCCCUAAAUAAUCCAUACCCCUUUUCCACCUCUUUCUGUACCCUUUGCCUGCUCCCAUAUCCUGGUGAUGUCAGUGUCCCAGGAGCCCAGACUUGCCAGCACUCCUCUCCCUCUUCCAGCACAUUUUGUGCAGGCUCAGCAGCCGUUCUCCCUCAAAAAAAGGCGCCUUCCGUUCUCGCACUCAACUUCAUCCUCAUCAUUUUCCCCACCUCCCCUCCUCUCGCAGUCUCUGCCCCCACGCCCCCCUUCCAAAGGCUGCCCCCCUCUCAGCCGAGUCUUCCCACAGCAGCCCCCUUCCCCCUGGACACCCCUCUCCAAUUCCCUCUCCCAGUCUCCCCCGCCGCCAUCACUUUAUGACCCAAGCAAACCCCAGUCCUACUUCAGCCAGUGCUUCACCAACCUCGGCUUGCUUGGGAGGGGCUCCUUCGGAGAGGUCUACAAGGUCCUCAGUCUCCAGGAUGGGGAGCAUUAUGCAAUCAAGCGGUCAGUCCAGCGUUUCCGAGGUGACAGAGACCGGCAGAGAAGCGUUAGGGAGGCCAGGAACCAUGAACGCCUAGGUCGCCACCCCCACAUCCUGGGUUUCCAGGCUGCUUGGGAGGAAAGGGGCCAUCUCUACAUCCAGACAGAGCUGUGCUGUACCAGCCUGCUGAUGCAUUCUGAGGCCCAGCCAUCCAACACAGAUGAGUCAGUGGCCUGGGCCUACCUGUGCGACCUGCUGUCUGCCCUACAGCAUCUCCACUCUCGAGGAUUUGUCCACUUGGACCUCAAGCCAGCCAAUGUCUUCCUGACACGAUCGGGCCGCCUCAAGCUGGGUGACUUUGGUCUGCUCCUGGAGCUCUCAGGAGGGCGGAGGGCUGGGGCGGAUGGGAGGGAAAGAGAGGAGAGAGAGGAAGGACAGGAGGGAGACCCUAGAUAUAUGGCCCCAGAACUACUGAGAGGAGAGUACAGUCCUGCUGCUGAUGUCUUCAGUCUAGGUGUGUCUAUCCUGGAACUGGCCUGUAACAUGGAAGUGCCAAAAGGGGGAGAUGGCUGGCAGCAGCUCAGACAGGGAGACCUGCCCUCUGAAUUUACUAAUGCCCUGUCUGCUGAGCUGCAGUCUGUGCUGAAGAUGAUGUUGGCUCCAGACGCCUCUGAGAGGGCCACAGUCCCCCAGCUUCUGGCCCUCCCAGUGGUGCGGAGACAGAGGUGGAAACGGCAAGUUUCCCUCCUCCUGACUGAGUCCCUGCUGUUCCUCUUCUCCCUUUGUGAGAUCAUGUUGUCGGCAGGAAAGCGUCUCCUAUCUUCUCUUCAUGUCCCAUUCCUCCUUGGCUGGACACCCCCUGUGCCCUGUACCCCUCCUAGGGAUACCUGGGUCAAUGAUGGAACCUGCAGUACCCCCCCUCCCAGCUUUCUAUACACAGACACAGGGAGCCUGGGAGAAGACUUGGUGUUUAUUCCCGAUGUACUGGAGGCUGAUUACUCUCCCACCGUCUCUCACAGCAGGAUGAAAUCACGGGUGUUUGAGGAUGGCACCUCCACUCUUCUCUCCAACAUUUCCUCAAACUCUCACGACAGUCUCACGAACACUCCCACCCACAGUCUUACACACAGCUACAGCCUCACACACACCCCUUCUGGCACACACACAGGUGGAUCAAAGCAUGCUCAUGUAGGCUCUUCCGAUCAAAGACCUACAGACACACAUCCACAUAAUCUUGCAUACUCCAUUACACACAGUCCCACUAACAAAGACAAUCAGCAGCCCACAGUCACUCAGUCUCACAGUCCUGUCUUAAACUGGAUCAGACCUGAGCCAUGUUUACGAUCCACCUUUGAGCCCAAGAACCUGCUCAGCCUUUUUGAUGAGACCUCGCUGGAUGGACAGUCCUGAGAACAAGAUGGCAUGCAGAGCCUUGCUGAUAAGCCCCAGCAGGACAUGGACACAUGCACACACGCUGCACUUAGAGUACAAAGACCAUUGGAGUGACAUGCCAUGCCUACACUUUAAUGGAUCCUAGCCCUUAAAUUGUGACUUCAAAGUGAUGUAUUAAUAUUGUAUAUCUAAGUUUGUGUGAUUAAAAUACUGAAUCCCUGAA